Bufo gargarizans (Asiatic toad) is the source of this 946-nucleotide messenger RNA. It is a transcript of the gene MND1, whose product is annotated as meiotic nuclear divisions 1. Lineage: Eukaryota; Metazoa; Chordata; Amphibia; Anura; Bufonidae. Gene Ontology annotation, cellular component: nucleus. The record is from RefSeq and is a predicted model, not a curated record. Gene Ontology annotation, biological process: reciprocal meiotic recombination. Gene Ontology annotation, molecular function: double-stranded DNA binding. The transcript is spliced from 8 exons. Bases 154 to 771 code for a protein of 205 amino acids.
UGUCCAGCCUCACCGGCUGUAUCAGCCCGAUCCCUAUGAACACAUAUGUGAGCUAUAGCGGUGUGCGCCCUGUCAGGACCUGGCCCUGCUAGUUCGGUGACUGUUCGGUAACUGCACAGCGCGCACAGGUUACCCAUCAGUGACGGCCGCAGCAUGUCUAAGAAAAGAGGUCUUAGUGUCGAUGAGAAAAGGACAAAGAUGAUGGAAAUAUUCUUUGAAACAAAAGAUGUAUUCCAGCUCAAGGACCUGGAGAAAAUCGCUCCAAAGCAGAAAGGAAUAACUUCCAUGUCAGUGAAGGAUGUCCUGCAAAGUCUGGUGGAUGAUGGAAUGGUCGAUUCAGAGCGCAUCGGAACUUCCAAUUAUUUUUGGGCCUUUCCCAGUAAGGCACUUCAUGCACGGAAACGAAAACUGGAGACGUUAGAAAGCCAGUUUUCGGAAGCAAGUCAGAAGAAGAAGCAGCUGGAGCAAAGUGUUCAGAAGGCUAAAGUUGGACGCCAAGAUACGGAAGAGCGGACAAAGCUGGCUGAGGAGCUUGAGUCAUUGAGGCAGCAAAGGCAGCAACUAGCGACAAAGCUGGAAAAAUACAAGGAAUGUGAUCCAGAUGUUAUAGACGAAAUUCGUAAAGCAAACAAGGUAGCUAAAGAAGCAAUUAAUAGAUGGACUGAUAACGUAUUUUCUGUAAAGUCUUGGGCCAAGAAGAAGUUUGGGUUUGAAGAAAGCAAGAUUGACAAGACAUUUGGAAUACCGGAAGAAUUUGAUUACAUUGAUUGAAUUAAUUUUCUAACGUGUGAACGUUCUUGGUUUGGUUUGGAAACCUUGAUGUAUAUUGUGUUUUUUUUUUUCUCCCUCUUUGGGGUUUUUUCAGUCUGGUUAUUCAGAGCAUCCAGAGUUCUGUGUAAUUAAUAUGUAAAUUGUUUCACAAAUAAAACCACAGAUAAGUGAGCAA